GAGGGAGCAGAAGAAAAAGAAACCCUAAUGUGUAUGUGUAUGUGUUUGUUGUUGGUGGUGGCCUGGCCUGGGCGGUGGGAGGUUUGCAGUUGGAGUUGCAGAAUCGCGUAAGAUAGACCGUGUGGAAUACACAAUUGGUUCUCUGCCUGUUUGCGUGAUUCGUACGGUCUAUCCCACGCUCAUCUGCAGCAGAUUCCCCCUCUCUCUCUCUCACACACUUGAGCAGCUCCUCCAUUACUUUUACCAAACAGACAGACAGACAGACCUCUUGUUCUUCCUUUCCUUGCCCUAAAACUCUUUCAAUAUCAAACCAUACCAUGGAUGCUGCUGCUUCCCCUUCUUCUUACUGGCUAGAUGCCUGUGAGGACAUCUCUUGCGAUGAUCUUAUUCCCACCGAAUUCAUCCAAUUGCCCGAUACUAAUCCCCCCCAAGAUGUCACCCUCGAUCCCUGUUUCUUUGAUGGUGUUCUUGAUAGUAUCCCAACACUUGAUGCUCCACUCACUGUGUCCCAAGACAACGCCUGCGUAAAGAGAGGUCAUGAUGAGCGUAAAAACACUGACUUUGGGAACCACAAGGUGGGAUUUGAUGAUGAUGAUAAGCAGGAAAGAUUUGGGAAAAGGCCUCGCAUUGAGAGGGAGAGGGAUAGAGAAAGACCUUGUAGGAAGAGGCCCCGUGAUCAUGACGCCGUCAGGGAGAUCAGAAGGAAAGACCACCAUUGCAAUGGUACUAGGGGAAAUAAUAGGGAUAUGGACUGGAGGGAAGGAAGGGGUUAUUGGGAGAGGGAUCGAUUGGGUACCAAUGAUUUGGUGUUCCGUCCAGGUUCUUGGGAACCUGGCUCUAACAGAGAUAUCAAGGGGCAUGUUGACAAAAAUCUUGACAGUAAUCAACAAGAGUUGAAAAAGGAUGAAUCCAAGAAAAAAGUGGCCAAGGAGCAUGCGCGCAAGUACCAGUUAGAUGUUCUUGAACAGGCUAAAAACAAAAAUACCAUAGCUUUUUUAGAGACAGGGGCAGGGAAGACCCUUAUUGCUGUACUCCUUAUAAAGAGCGUGUAUGCUGAUUUGCAUAAACAGGGCAAGAAGAUGCUGGCCGUCUUUUUGGUUCCAAAGGUGCCACUUGUGUAUCAGCAAGCAGAAGUUAUUCGUGAUCAAACGGGCUAUCAAGUUGGUCAUUAUUGUGGUGAGAUGGGCCAAGAUUUUUGGGAUGCCAGGAGAUGGCAUCGGGAAUUCGAGAAGAAACAGGUUCUAGUGAUGACUGCUCAAAUUCUUUUGAAUAUUCUGAGACAUAGCAUAAUAAAAAUGGAAGCUAUAAAUUUGCUUAUUUUAGACGAGUGCCAUCAUGCUGUAAAGAAGCAUCCGUAUUCUUUGGUGAUGUCUGAGUUCUAUCACACAACAACUAAGGAGAAAAGGCCUUCAGUUUUCGGAAUGACCGCCUCACCUGUUAACUUAAAAGGUGUAUCUAGUCAAGUAGAUUGUGCCAUAAAGAUUCGUAAUCUGGAAACCAAACUAGAUUCUGUUGUUUGUACCAUAAAAGACCGUAAAGAGCUUGAGAAACAUGUUCCAAUGCCAAUAGAAACUGUAGUGGAGUACGAUAAAGCAGCUAGUUUAUGGUCACUACAUGAGCAGAUCAAGCAAAUGGAAGUUGCAGUUGAGAAAGCUGCACAAUCGAGUUCUAGAAGAAGCAAAUGGCAGUUUAUGGGAGCCAGAGAUGCUGGCGGGGUUAAGGAUGAGCUUCGCCAAGUUUAUGGUGUCUCCGAAAGAACAGAAGGUGAUGGGGCUGCUAAUCUAAUUCAAAAACUCAGAGCCAUUAAUUACGCUCUUGAUGAAUUGGGCCAGUGGUGUGCUUACAAGGUUGCAGAGUCAUUUUUGACAGCAUUGCAAAGUGAUGAAAGGGCAAACUUCCAGCUGGAUAUAAAGUUUCAAGAAUCCUACUUGAGCAAAGUUGUUUCUCUAUUGCAAUGCCAACUAUCUGAGGGUGCAGCUCUACAAAAUAACGCUGAAGUUAGUGAAAAGGGGUCUGAAACCACCUGCCUUGAUGAGAUCGAGGAAGGCGAACUUCCCGACAGCCAUGCGGUCUCUGGGGGAGAGCAUGUGGAUGUGGUAAUUGGAGCUGCUGUGGCUGAUGGAAAAGUGACUCCAAAAGUCCAGUCUCUGAUCCAAAUACUUCUCAAGUAUCAACACAUGGACGAUUUUCGCGCCAUUAUAUUUGUUGAACGAGUUGUCGCUGCCCUUGUUCUUCCAAAGGUUUUUGCGGAGCUUCCUUCUCUAAACUUUAUUAAUUCAGCAAGUCUGAUAGGGCACAAUAAUAGUCAAGAAAUGCGGACUUCCCAAAUGCAGGAUACUAUUUCCAAAUUUCGAGAUGGACGCGUGACACUUUUAGUCGCCACCAGUGUUGCUGAGGAAGGGCUUGAUAUUCGCCAAUGUAAUGUUGUUAUUCGGUUUGACCUUGCUAAAACCGUGUUGGCAUAUAUCCAGUCUCGGGGCCGGGCCAGAAAGCCCGGGUCUGACUAUAUCUUAAUGGUUGAGAGAGGAAACUUGUCGCAUGAGGCGUUUCUGAGAAAUGCUAGAAAUAGUGAAGAAACGUUGAGGAAAGAAGCAAUUGAAAGAACUGACCUUAGUCAUCUUAGGGAUACCUCAAAGUUGAUUUCCAUAGAGCCAACUCAUGGUACGAUCUACCAGGUGGAGUCAACUGGUGCUGUUGUGAGUUUAAAUUCUGCUGUUGGCCUUAUUCAUUUCUAUUGCUCUCAACUGCCUAGUGACAGAUAUUCAAUACUUCGUCCCGAGUUCACUAUGGAGCGGCACGAGAAGCCCGAAGGCCCCACUGAAUUUUCAUGCAGACUUCAACUUCCUUGUAACGCACUAUUCGAAAGACUUGAAGGCCCUGUGUGCAGUUCAAUGCGCAUCGCGCAACAGGCUGUUUGUUUAGAUGCUUGUAAGAAGCUUCAUGAAAUGGGAGCAUUCACUGACAUGCUCUUACCAGAUAAAGGAAGUAAGGGAGAAGGUGAGAAAGCUGAUGAAAAUGAUGAAGGAGAUCCCCUACCAGGAACCGCUAGGCAUAGGGAGUUUUAUCCGGAAGGUGUUGCUAAUAUUCUACAGGGGGAUUGGAUUUUAUCUGGUAGAGAUGAAUGUGAUGACUCCAAACUGUUUCAUCUGUAUAUGUAUGUUGUGAAAUGUUUUAACGUCGGGUCCACAAAAGAUCCGUUUUUGACUCAAGUUUCAGAGUUUGCAGUGCUUUUCGGCAACGAAUUGGAUGCAGAGGUGUUAUCGAUGUCCACGGAGUUAUUUAUCGCCCGAACAAUGACAACAAAGGCAUCUCUUGUCUUUCGGGGGUGUAUUGAAGUUACCAAAAGCCAGUUGGAUUCAUUGAAAAGCUUUCAUGUACGGUUAAUGAGCAUUGUACUGGAUGUGGACGUGGAGCCAUCAACUACUCCAUGGGAUCCAGCUAAAGCCUACUUAUUUGUUCCGGUUCAUGGUGUAAAAGAAGAAGAAAUAGAUUGGGAUAUUGUAGAGAACAUUAUAAAAACAUCUGCAUGGAAAAACCCACUUCAGAGAGCCCGGCCCGAUGUAUUUCUUGGAACAAAUGAACGAACACUUGGUGGGGACCGCAGGGAAUAUGGUUAUGGAAAAUUACGUGGACAAAAAUCACAUCCUACGUAUGGUGUUAGAGGAGCUGUAGCACAGUUUGAUGUUGUCAAAGCAUCUGGAUUGGUUCCUGAUCGAGUGGCUAAUGGGGGGGAUUUGACACAUGGUAAAUUGAUGAUGGCUGAUUCUUGUACCAACGCACAGGAUCUUGUUGGAAGGAUUAUUACCGCUGCUCAUUCUGGGAAGAGGUUUUAUGUCGAUUCUGUACGAUAUGAAAUGACGGCUGAGAACUCGUUUCCUAGGAAAGACGGUUACCUUGGUCCACUUGAGUACACAUCAUAUGCUGAUUACUAUAAGCAGAAGUAUGGAGUAGAACUGAAGUAUAAACAGCAACCACUGAUAAGAGGGCGUGGGGUGUCUUAUUGCAAAAAUCUCCUGUCACCUCGGUUUGAGCAUUCAGAAGGUCAUGAAGGUGAAUCAGAAGAUACUCCUGAUAAAACAUAUUAUGUGUUUCUCCCUCCAGAGCUGUGCUUUGUGCACCCUCUUAGUGGAUCGUUAGUUCGCGGUGCACAAAGAUUACCGUCAAUCAUGAGGAGGGUUGAAAGCAUGCUGCUUGCUGUUCAGCUAAAGAAUGUUAUUAAUUACACUGUUCCUGCAUAUAAGAUUUUGGAAGCUCUGACUGCAGCCUCAUGCCAAGAAACGUUUUGCUAUGAAAGAGCGGAGCUGCUAGGAGAUGCCUACCUAAAAUGGGUUGUUAGUCGUUAUCUUUUUCUCAAACAUCCACAAAAACAUGAAGGCCAGCUCACCAGAAUGAGACAGCAAAUGGUUAGCAACAUGGUAUUGUACCAAUAUGCUCUUUCCAAGGGGCUUCAAUCUUAUAUCCAAGCGGACCGAUUUGCUCCGUCUCGAUGGGCUGCUCCAGGGGUUCUACCCGUUUUUGAUGAGGAUGUUAAGGAAACAGAUUUCUUAUCAGAUCAAGAUAUUAAUGCAAUCACCGAGACUUUAACAGCAAACCAUGACGAGGAUGACGAGCUGGAGGAUGGUGAGCUGGAUGAGGGUGAUUCAAGUUCUUAUCGGGUUUUAUCCAGUAAGACGCUUGCUGAUGUGGUUGAAGCGUUAAUUGGGGUUUAUUACGUUGAAGGUGGAAAACAAGCUGCUAAUCAUUUCAUGAAAUGGGUUGGGAUCGAGGUUGAUUUUGAUCCCGCCACGGAGAUGGGGACACAAACAGUGCCAGCUGGCGGUGUUCCAGAUAGCAUACUACGGAGUGUUGAUUUUGAUUCCAUAGAGGGCAGUUUGAACUUUAAGUUUUGUGAUAGAAGUCUGCUUGUUGAAGCCAUUACUCAUGCUUCUAGACCAUCUACUGGUGUUUCAUGUUACCAACGGUUGGAGUUUGUAGGGGAUGCGGUUCUCGAUCAUCUUAUUACAAAACAUUUGUUUUUCAUGUACACGGAUCUUCCACCGGGACGUUUAACCGAUCUGCGGGCGGCUGCUGUAAAUAAUGAGAAUUUUGCACGUGUUGCUGUCAAACAUAAUCUUCAUUUGCAUCUCAGGCAUGGUUCAAGUGCCCUAGAAAAACAGAUACGAGAUUUUGUGAAGGAGGUUGAAAGUGAAGUGUCAAAGCCAGGUUUCAACUCGUUUGGUCUGGGUGAUUGCAAAGCUCCAAAAGUCCUCGGUGACAUUGUUGAAUCUAUUGCUGGUGCUAUCUUCUUAGACAGCCAGCGGAACACAUCAUUCGUAUGGAAGGUCUUCCAGCCACUGUUGCAACCAAUGGUGACACCAGAGACACUCCCAAUGCAUCCAGUGCGGGAGCUACAAGAACGUUGUCAACAACAGGCUGAAGGACUAGAGUACAAGGCGACUCGAAAUGGUAAUUUGGCUACCGUCCAAGUGUUUGUCGAUGGGGUCCAGGUCAGCAUUGCUCAAAAUCCCCAAAAGAAAAUGGCACAAAAGUUGGCUGCUCGUAAUGCUCUUGCUGCUUUGAAAAUGAAAGAAACCGAAGCAGCAGCAGCCAAAGAGAAGGAAAACGAAGAGAAUGGAAAGAAGAAAAAUGGCAGCCAAACCUUUACCAGACAGACUUUGAAUGACAUUUGUUUGCGCAGAAAUUGGCCAAUGCCAUUGUACCGGUGUGUGAGUGAAGGUGGUCCUGCACAUGCAAAACGGUUUAUAUUUGCUGUGCGGGUGAAUACUUCUGAUAAAGGGUGGACAGACGAAUGUGUUGGAGAGCCUAUGCCAAGUGUAAAGAAAGCUAAAGAUUCUGCUGCGGUUCUUCUGUUGGAGCUUUUAAAUAGGUGGUACGCAUAACAGACAUUGGGGGUUUAGAUCUAGAUACAGAACAGAUCCUAUCGGGUCUGCUGCUGCUGCUAAUUCAUGAUUUCUAACGAUUUCUUUUGGUUGGAGUGUUAUCCUGUGCGGAUGGAUACAUAUGCUAAGUUUCUCUGUUUCAAGUUACCAUCAUCAUUCAUUCUUUUGGACUGUGAUCAUUUGUGAAUGGGAACAAAUAGUAAAAAACCAUGGGAUCUUUUGAGUUAUUAGAAUUUAGAAAUGAAAUCUUGUCAGAUUGAGGCAUUCCUUAUUAUUA
Messenger RNA from Helianthus annuus (common sunflower), 6156 nucleotides. Its product is annotated as endoribonuclease Dicer homolog 1-like. Gene Ontology annotation, molecular function: ribonuclease III activity; protein binding; RNA binding. Gene Ontology annotation, cellular component: nucleus; cytoplasm. Bases 318 to 5879 code for a protein of 1853 amino acids. The transcript is spliced from 20 exons. NCBI's taxonomy places the organism in Eukaryota, Viridiplantae, Streptophyta, Magnoliopsida, Asterales, Asteraceae. Gene Ontology annotation, biological process: siRNA processing. The record is from RefSeq and is a predicted model, not a curated record.